AUGUUCUUCUUUGGCCUCGGGAAACUAUUUCAAGGUAUGCCCUCUUGUCAGGGACGCAUCUAUACCAAUGCAACACACCCCCUCAAGGAAUCUGCAGGAAACCAGGAGACUUACAAGCUAUCUGCCUUAUCCAUAGUGGUAAUACUUAUAAUAAACGCCAUCGCCAUUCUAUCCGAGGAUCGCUUCCUAGCACGAAUCGGCUGGAGCCGAACACAGUACGAUGCAGGGUUCGGAGCAACACACGAUAACACCAGCAUAAAAGCGAAAUCCGCCGAUUUAAUCGCUAGUGUUCGGACAGUCAUGAGGAUCCCGUUAAUCGCUAUAAAUAUGCUGGUUAUAUUCUAUGAAUUGGUUCUGGGGUGA
This is a messenger RNA of Trichophyton rubrum CBS 118892, 363 nucleotides long. RefSeq lists its product as uncharacterized. The transcript is spliced from 3 exons. Gene Ontology annotation, cellular component: Golgi membrane; endoplasmic reticulum membrane; COPII-coated ER to Golgi transport vesicle. NCBI's taxonomy places the organism in Eukaryota, Fungi, Ascomycota, Eurotiomycetes, Onygenales, Arthrodermataceae. The coding region runs from base 1 to 363 and encodes 120 amino acids. The record is from RefSeq and is a predicted model, not a curated record. Gene Ontology annotation, biological process: endoplasmic reticulum to Golgi vesicle-mediated transport.